This is a messenger RNA of Pristis pectinata (smalltooth sawfish), 2953 nucleotides long. RefSeq names its product CCZ1 homolog, vacuolar protein trafficking and biogenesis associated (gene ccz1). The record is from RefSeq and is a predicted model, not a curated record. The transcript is spliced from 17 exons. NCBI's taxonomy places the organism in Eukaryota, Metazoa, Chordata, Chondrichthyes, Rhinopristiformes, Pristidae. The coding region runs from base 131 to 1567 and encodes 478 amino acids. Gene Ontology annotation, cellular component: intracellular membrane-bounded organelle; Mon1-Ccz1 complex. Gene Ontology annotation, biological process: vesicle-mediated transport.
CAGAGUCUUCAGGAUGGUUUAUGCUGCAGGACUUCAGACUGAAAUCAUUAACAAGUAGAUGGUUGUCUGAGACUUGAGUAAUGGUCUUCAGCACCGAGAUAGAGAAAGUAAUUGAAUUAAAACAUCGCCGAUGUUGAUGACAAGCCCCAGGAUGACAACAGCACAAGAGAAGCAGUUACCUCCCUCACUGUUGAGCUUUUUCAUUUACAAUCCAAAGCUUGGACCAAAGGAAGGUGAGGAGGAGAAAAAGAUCCUGUUUUAUCAUCCCAGCGAGGUUGAUAAAAAUGAAAAGAUUAGGAAUGUUGGAUUGUGUGAAGCAAUAGUGCAGUUUACAAGGACCUUUUGUCCCAGCAAGCCUGCAAAGUCCUUGCACACGCAGAAAAACAGACAGUUCUUUUAUGAAGCGGAGGAGAAUUUCUGGAUGGUUAUGGUGGUGUCGAAUCCCAUGAUCGAAAAGGUGAACAAGGACGGCACUCGUGUACCAGAGUACCAGGAGGAUGAAUUACUGGACACAGUGUAUGGGGCCGUAAUCCAGCAGUGCUACUCCAUGUAUAAGCUCUUCAAUGGCACCUUUGCAAAAUCCAUGGAGGCUGGAGGCAUUGACCAUCUGCAACAGAGGAUCCAGAAGUUUUUCUACAGGUACUUGCAAACGUUGCACCUACAGUCUUGUGACCUGCUGGACGUGUUUGGGGGAAUCAGUUUCUUCCCCUUGGAUAAGAUGACCUACCUGAAAAUCCAAUCGUUUGUCAACAGGAUGGAAGAAAGCCUGGAUCUGGUCAAGUAUACUGCCUUCCUGUACAAUGAUCAGCUCAUCUGGAGUGGACUGGAGCAAGAUGAUAUGCGGAUCUUGUACAAGUAUCUCACAACGUCGCUCUUCCCAAGGCAUCUGGAGCCUGAGCUAAUUGGCCGUGAUUCCCCGGGAAGAGGAGGAAUAACUGGAAGCCUUCACCACUAUGGCAGGUUUCUCACUGGCCCAUACAAUAUCAACGAUCCAGAACUUGUGGUGCGGUUUCCCAGGAUCUUUGUGAAUACAGAGAGCACCUAUGAAGAAUUGCACUUAAUUGUCUACAAGGCUAUGAGCGCAGUGGUGUGUUUCCUGAUUGAUGCCUCAGUGGAUCUGACCAGAGAGUUCUGCCAGAGACUGGACAAUCUCGUGGGGCCUCAGCUCACACUCCUGGCAUCAGACAUCUGUGAACAGUUCAAUGCCAACAAGCGGCUCUCCGCGCCUGAAAAAGAACCUCACUUUAAAUAUAUUUACUUCAACCACAUGAACCUGGCCGAGAAGACAACCAUCCACAUGCGUAAAACAGCCAGCCUGUCCCUGACCUCAGUCCACCCCGAUCUCAUGAAGAUCCUGGGGGACAUUAACAGCGAUUUCUCAAGAGCUGACGAGGACGAAGAGGUCAUUGCCAAGGCGAUGACGGAUUAUUGGGUCGUUGGCAAAAAAUCCGAUCAACGCGAGCUUUACGUCAUUUUGAGUCAAAAGAACGCAAAUCUAAUUGAAGUUAACGAGGAAGUCAAGAAACUCUGCGCGACUCAGUUUAACAACAUUUUCUUCUUGGAUUAACCACUGCUGAAUUCACCGCCCAUUGUGGCUUCGGUAACGGGGCGGGCUUGUGGGAAGACAUCACGGGCACAGGAAAGAACCACAUGAUGCCACUGUGGCAAACAAAACCUCAUCCCAUAAGGUUGACAGUGACGACUACGGCAUCCUCGUUAACUACGCUUGUUCUUGGAAGGGAAAGGGCCUGCCUUUCACCUUGCACACAGCAGUAGCUGUUAUAGGAAAUUUCCAUGAAAUGUAAGAUAAUUAGAUUUUAAAUAUUUAUGGUAAUUGAGUUAAAAGAAUGACAACUUUAUCAUUCCAUUCUGUAAUAUAUGGCAAGCUUGUAUUGUAAAAAAAAUAAAUUAACAAUAACAUUUGAGUGAGAUUUUAACUUUCCCAUUGUGUCUGUGUAUUUUUGCUUUAUUUAUGUUGACCCUUGUUUAGGAGGGUCGAUUAUUGGGUAUUUUAUAAAAAAAAAAGAAAUAAUGUAUUCUCUAAUGAAAGCUGCGUGAUCUUCCUAUGUAAUGUGGGCCCCUUUUUAUACUUAAAAGUGAUGGGUUUAUGCUUGAAGUGACCUGUAUUUAUGAGGAAGUAUUCUCACUCAGUACUGUGCAGGUUAUUGUGGUAAAGGUUGCACUGCAGAAGAUCCUUAUGUACUGUGUAGUUUUGACUUUGAACAAGACUACUGCACAUUCUGUAAUAUUUCCAAACAUGGAGAUGCAGAGUAAAUUGUAAUUUGAAAAUCUGUUUCUUAUUUUUAAGAUAUUUUGGUUUAGUGCUGGUGUAAUGAAACUGAAUGUCACUUAGACCCUAUAUUUGUAUGUUUAAUUUAAAAAAUUGUUUUCGGAACAAGGCCCAGGAAGUGUCUGCUUCGUGUAAACAUUUGUACAUGAAACACAGCUUAGCUAGUACAAGGGGUUUUCUUUUCAUACUGUAGGUGUUUCUGUUGCCCAACAGUUCCCUGGUGUUGCCUGGUUUUCAAGGUAUCCAGCAAUAUAACGACAGCUGGUUUUGUUUUGUACCAUCCACCCAGACCACCACAUCUUUCUCCCCCACCCUGCCUCUGCCUCUCCCAGCCAAGAACUAGUCACAGAUAGACAUAACUUCCCAGUCUUAAUGGCAUUGCAGAUUUUUCAAAGCACUCAAAUGUCAUGUCUUUAGAUGUGUGAUCUUGUAUGUUGCAUGCUUUAAGUUCUCAACUUAAAAAUUAGCAAAACUUUUGUACCUCAAACUUAGUUUUCAUAUCAGACAACUGCAGGUAUGUACCCCUGGCAGGUUAUGUUUAGCAUUUAAGAAUUCUGCCUCCUUAUUUUCUUCACUUCCUCAAAGUGAAACGGGUUUGUCUGAGAGACAUGGUGCUGAUUUAUCCAUGUAAUGAUGCAUUUUUUAAAAAAAAUAAAAAUCUAU